AUGCAAGAGAAGCGUCCUCAGCUGCAGCAGCACGAUGGUGCCGGCCUGCGCAUCGGCAUCGUGCACGCGCGCUGGAACGCCGGGAUCAUCGACCCGCUGUUGGAGGGCACUCGCGCCAAGCUGCUAGCGAGUGGCGUGGCCGCUGCCGACAUUGUGGUCGAGACUGUGCCAGGCGCAUGGGAGCUGCCGGUGGCCGUCCAGAGACUCUACUCUGCGUCCCAGAUCCAGGCAGCCUCCUCGGCUGGCCCGGACCUCUCGGCUGGCGAUCUGCUGGGCGGCAGCACAUCCGACCUGGCGGCCGCGUCCAAGCCGUCGCCGGACGCACCCUCGACCAAGCCGUUUGACGCGCUCAUCGCCAUCGGCGUGCUCAUCAAGGGCGAGACGAUGCACUUUGAAUACAUUGCUGACAGCGUGUCGCAGGGUCUGAUGCGCGUGCAGCUGGACAUUGGCGUGCCCGUCAUCUUCGGCCUGCUGACCGUGCUGAACGAGCAGCAGGGACUGGCCCGCGCCGGCGUCGUCGACGGCAGCCACAACCACGGCGAGGACUGGGGCUCGGCUGCCGUCGAGAUGGCCGUCAAGCGCCGGGCAUGGCAGGCAGGACAGCUCUGA
This is a messenger RNA of Grosmannia clavigera kw1407, 609 nucleotides long. RefSeq names its product dimethyl-8-ribityllumazine synthase. The record is from RefSeq and is a predicted model, not a curated record. Gene Ontology annotation, cellular component: mitochondrial intermembrane space; intracellular anatomical structure; riboflavin synthase complex. The transcript is spliced from 2 exons. Gene Ontology annotation, biological process: riboflavin biosynthetic process. Lineage: Eukaryota; Fungi; Ascomycota; Sordariomycetes; Ophiostomatales; Ophiostomataceae. Bases 1 to 609 code for a protein of 202 amino acids. Gene Ontology annotation, molecular function: 6,7-dimethyl-8-ribityllumazine synthase activity.